UUUUUUUUUAAAUAUAUUUAAUUCAUGAAAAAUUAUAGUAUUUGAUUGGUAGGGUAAUAAACUAAUAAUCAAAUAAGCGAGCGCAUUUCAGGGAUUAGAGUUUUGUUUUGAUUUCAAUAAAACCCAAAGUGCUGCUACUGUUUGAAGAAGAAGAAGGAGGAGGAUGAAGAUAGCAGUGGAAGGGUGCAUGCAUGGCGAACUCGACAAUGUCUACAAAACCCUCAAGCAUCUCGAGGAAACCCAAAACAUCAAAAUCGAUCUCCUCCUCUGCUGCGGAGAUUUCCAGGCUGUUAGGAAUGAGCAAGAUUUGAAAAGCAUGAACGUUCCCCCGAAAUUCCGAUCCAUGAAUUCCUUCUGGAAGUACUAUUCUGGCUUGGAGGUUGCUCCUUAUCCUACCAUCUUCAUCGGUGGCAACCAUGAAGCCUCCAAUUACUUGUGGGAAAUGUAUUAUGGAGGAUGGGCUGCACCUAAUAUAUAUUUCUUGGGAGUUGCUGGGGUAAUCAAGUUUGGGAAUGUUCGAAUUGGUGGGCUUUCCGGAAUUUAUAAUGCUCGCCACUAUAAAUCAGGACACUUUGAGAGACCUCCCUAUGAUCAGAGCACCAUCAGGUCUGUGUAUCAUGUUCGAGAAUACGAUGUUCACAAACUCAUGCAAAUUGAGGAACCGAUUGAUAUCUUUCUUUCUCAUGAUUGGCCCGUGAGAAUCACUGAUUGUGGGGAUUGGAGGGAGCUUGUACGGCGAAAGCCCUUUUUUAAGCAGGAGAUUGAGGAAGGAAGACUUGGGAGUAAAGCUGCUUCUCAACUUCUAGGUAAACUGAAACCACAAUAUUGGUUUUCUGCUCAUUUACAUUGCAAGUUUGCUGCUCUUGUUCAGCACGGGGAAGGAGGUCCGCUGACAAAAUUCCUUGCACUUGAUAAAUGUCUUCCUCGGCGCGACUUCUUGCAGAUAGUGGAAAUCGAAUCAGAGGCAGGCCCUUAUGAGAUUCAGUAUGAUGAAGAAUGGUUAGCCAUAACAAGGAGGUUCAACUCUAUAUUCCCGCUGACACCCAAGGGUGCAGAUUUCAGAGGUGUGAAUCUUGAGAUGGAUGAUUGUCGCCAAUGGGUUAGAAGCAGGUUACAACAGAGAGGGUGCAAACCUUUUGAAUUUGUUAAAACUGCUCCGUGUUAUGAUCCUUCUCAAUCCAAUUUUCAUGGUUCUUUUGCUGGUUGUCCUCGGAAUCCUCAAACAGAAUCUCUUUUACAGUUUCUUGACCUUCCAUACCUCCUUGAUAAGAAUCCUGAAUCAACUGACUUGUCACCUUAUCCUUCUCGCUCCAUUGGAAGAGUCUCUUCUCUUUUUGUCUUUUCUUUUGUAGAUGGCCUCUCUUUCAACUUCUAUGCAGCUUCAUGCCCUUCAGCUGAGUUCAUCAUAAGGGACAUAGUUACCUCUUCCUCUUCCAAUGAUCCUUCCAUUCCAGGAAAGCUCCUCCGCUUGGUUUUCCAUGAUUGCUUUGUGGAGGGAUGCGAUGCAUCUUUGAUGCUAAUUGGGAACAAUACUGAGCAAACUGAUCCAGGAAAUAGGUCUGUUGGUGGAUAUUCAGUUAUAGAAUCAGCAAAAAAAGUCCUUGAGAUGCUUUGCCCUGAAACUGUUUCUUGUGCGGAUAUCAUUGCUCUUGCAGCCAGAGAUGCCGUUGGAAUUGCUGGUGGACCAAUGGUUCAAAUUCCCACAGGAAGAAGAGAUGGGAUGGUUUCGCUUGCUUCGAAUGUCAGGCCGAACAUCGUGGACACAAGUUUUACAAUGGAUGAGAUGGUUAAGCUUUUCACAUCUAAAGGAUUGUCUGUUCUUGAUCUUGUCAUUCUUUCAGUCUUUGCAGGAGCUCACACCAUCGGAGUGGCUCAUUGCAACGCAUUCAGAGGCCGAUUCCAAGAAGACACGAAGGGACGGUUCACGCUCAUCGACAAGACUCUGGACAGUAACUAUGCUGUUGAGCUAAUGAAACAGUGUCCAGUAAGUGCAAUGGCAUCUGCUACAGUGAACAAUGAUCCUGAAACACCUAUGGUCUUUGACAACCAGUACUAUCGGAAUCUCUUGGUGCACAAAGGGCUUUUCCAGUCAGAUUCUGCUUUGCUGAAUGAAAACAGCACAAGAACAAUGGUGAAGGAUUUUGCAAACAAUCAAGAACUUUUCUUUGUAAAUUGGAGCCAAGCUUUCUUGAAGCUCACAAGUGUUGGAGUGAAAACAGGGAAUGAGGGUGAAAUUAGACGUACUUGUGCAUCAACUAAUGCAUAAGGAAUGAAAAGUGGUUGUACAGACAAACAUGGUUCUCUAUGCAUAAAGACAAACAGCUUUUCUACAA
Molecule: messenger RNA, 2333 nt
Organism: Arachis ipaensis
Lineage: Eukaryota; Viridiplantae; Streptophyta; Magnoliopsida; Fabales; Fabaceae
Source: RefSeq, a predicted model, not a curated record